Astyanax mexicanus (Mexican tetra) is the source of this 3861-nucleotide messenger RNA. It is a transcript of the gene gulp1a, whose product is annotated as GULP PTB domain containing engulfment adaptor 1a. Bases 439 to 1563 code for a protein of 374 amino acids. The transcript has 12 exons. Lineage: Eukaryota; Metazoa; Chordata; Actinopteri; Characiformes; Acestrorhamphidae. The record is from RefSeq and is a predicted model, not a curated record.
UGCUGGUUAAACUGGGCUGGUAUGGGAUGUUUACUGUCAGCAUGGAGAGCUGAAUUCCAGAGCUGGCGCUGAUUCAGCCUCACAAAGCCCUGUUGUUGAUCUGUAGUAGCGCUGUAGCGCUGGACGGUCCGGCGGGGGCUCUGGGUUAAACGCUGGCGGCGUAACGACCGGAUUAAUGGAUUUCCCACCAACUUAUUUCUUCUGUUCUUUUCAUUUCUUUUCACACCUCAUGAUGAAUUACUGCAGAUCAGAACUGCUGAAUCAAGCGUCCGACUGGAUCAAUAAAGAACUAAUUACAGAAGAGUUUCUACUGAUAAAAAGAACCUGAAUGUGGUUCUUUAGGUUCUGUAAGAUGUUUGAGUUUGAGUUGUUCAAGUAGUUGUUUAGGAUAAAGUGGAACAUUCCGGGUCUCAGAGCUGAAAUCGAACAGUUUUCAGCAUGAGCCGAGCCUUCAACAGGAAAAAAGAUAAAUCAUGGAUGCACACGCCGGAGGCUCUGGCCAAGCACUUUAUAGCGUACAAUGCUAAGUUCCUGGGGAACACUGAGGUCGAACAGCCUAAAGGAACAGAAGUGGUGAGAGACGCCGUCCGAAAACUGAAGUUUCAGAGACACAUCAAGAAAUCCGAGGGACAGAAGAUUCCGAAAGUGGAAUUACAGAUUUCUAUUUAUGGAGUGAAAAUUCUAGAGCCAAAAACAAAGGAAGUUCAGCACAACUGUCAACUUCACCGGAUUUCCUUCUGCGCCGACGAUAAAACAGAUAAGAGGAUUUUUACCUUCAUCUGUAAAGAUUCAGAAUCCAACAAACACCUGUGUUACGUUUUCGACAGCGAGAAAUGUGCGGAGGAGAUCACUCUGACUAUCGGACAGGCGUUUGAUUUGGCCUAUAAGAAGUUCCUGGAGUCCGGAGGGAAAGAUGUCGAGACACGGAAACAGAUAGGAAGUCUGCAGAAACGAAUUCAGGAACUCGAGACGGAAAAUUCAGAGCUGAAGAAGCAGCUGCAGAGUCUGGAGAACCAACUGCUGACCAAUCAGGUUCCACCACUGCUUCACAUUAACUCCACUAACGAGGACUUUAUGCUGCAGAGACCUUCCUCUCUUUUCUGGUGUCACAAUCUGACUUCCUUUUCCUGUCUGGAAAUUUCCUCUGUUACUCUAACGCCCAUGAGCUCUCCAGACUCCAAUAUAUCAGCUGGGGUUCUGACUCCGCCCCCCAACAAACCUGCUCUACCGAAGCCCCUCCCCGGAGUCGGGAUCCCCCGACCUCAAGGCGGCGGAAACUCCAAGGUGCCCACAGAUAUAUUCGACAUGGUGCCGUUCUCUCCACUCGCCCCCCUGCUGCCCCUCCCCCCCAGCGACGCUUCACCACCCCCACCUCCAACCAGACCUGCAGAUAUCAGGAAGGAUCUGUUCGGAUCAGAACCGUUCGACCCGUUUACCUGCGGCGCCGCCGACUUCCCCCCCGACAUCCAAUCACGACUGGACGAGAUGCAGGAGGGGUUCAAAAUGGGACUGACAGUAGAGGGCGCUGUGUUCUCUCUGGAUCCUCUGGACGGACGCUGCUGAUUGGAUCAGACUAUUGUGUGUCUGAGUCUGAUUUUGGAUCACAGAGCAGAAAUGAAUCAGAACAUUAGAUCAAUAUUUUUAUAAGAACUGAAACCAGGAGGAUCUGAAGGAUGUAGAUAAUCUGAAGAUUCCAAACACAGAACCCCCCAAUCACCUUAAUCCCCUAACACCACACUCACACACACUCACACACACUCACACACACUCACACACACUCACACACACUCAUACACACUCAUUUACACACUCACACACACUCACACACACUCAUACACACUCAUUUACACACUCACACACACUCACACACACUCACACACACUCACACACACUCACACACACUCACACACACUCAUACACACUCAUUUACACACUCACACACACUCACACACACUCAUACACACUCAUUUACACACUCACACACACUCAUACACACUCACACACACUCAUACACACUCACACACACUCACACACACUCAUACACACUCAUUUACACACUCACACACACUCAUACACACUCACACACACUCAUACACACUCACACACACUCACACACACUCACACACACUCACACACACUCACACACACUCAUACACACUCACACACACUCACACACACUCAUACACACUCACACACACUCACACACACUCACACACACUCACACACACUCACACACACUCACACACACUCAUACACACUCACACACACACACACACACACACUCAUUUACACACUCACACACACUCACACACACUCACACACACUCACACACACUCAUACACACUCACACACACUCACACACACUCACACACACUCACACACACUCACACACACUCACACACACUCAUACACACUCACACACACUCAUACACACUCACACACACUCACACACACUCACACACACUCACACACACUCAUACACACUCACAGACACUCAUACACACUCACACACACUCAUACACACUCACACACACUCACACACACUCACACACACUCACACACACUCAUACACACUCACACACACUCAUACACACUCAUUUAGACACUCACACACACUCACACACACUCACACUCACACACACUCAUACACACUCACACACACUCACACACACUCAUUUACACAUUCCUACACUAACCCUGCGUUCACACUAGUAGCGGUUCUGUGGGAUUAGUGAUUUAUAGUUCGGCAGCAGAACGAUAAGAACUGGAGCUCAUGAAUCAUUUCCAGAUUAAAACCACUGAAUAAAACAUGCCCUCAGUUUACAGAUCAAAAUCCCGCCCCUCAACAAAAUGAGCCAAUCAGCUGACUGCUUGUGACAGAAUUCCCCUCAAAGUGCAGAAAAAUAUUAAAUUAUUGAUCCAAACACUAAAAAACCACUAAAACUGUUCAUGAAGUUUUAUGGGAUUUAUCUGAAUGAUCUGGAGUGUAAGUGAAGAUUAAACUGAUAUAUUUAUUAUAUAUGUUCACGCAGAGUCUGGCUGCUGCCUGAUUAUCCUGUUAUAUUUUAUUACAUAUCUUUAGAGGAAGCUCUUGAGUCGGUCCUCAGUGAAUGAAGGUUAAUGAAAGGGUUAAUGAAAUGUGGCACAUUUUGUAUUCAGAAAGUGGGAGGAGCCUCAGAGUUCAGCACAUCAGCAGUGUUAAUAUACAGUUUAUUACACAGUUAUACGGUAAUUCAGCACUUUUAUCUGUUGGAGUUUACUGCACUAGUGGAGAGGUGAAGGGUGUGUGUGGGGGGGCGGAGUAUCAGGUAUGGGCGGAGUCUCAGGUGGGUUGGUCUUUCGAUAAUUAGCUCACUAAAGUAGCCAGCAUGCUAACCGGCCUGGUGUUGUGCCGGUGUGAACGCGGGGUUAAAACACGUCUAAUUCCUCUUUAUUUCUCUUUUUCUCUCCAGACAAAAUCCAUUGCAACAUGGCAUGCAGUGUAACAUAUUUACUUUUUAUAUUAAAAAACAGAUUAUUACAUUAACACUCAUAAUACUGGAAUCUUAUUCUUCUGUUACUAAAGUACGACACCAGGAGGGUCACGAUUUUAUUUUGAUUUUUGCGAGAAUUUCAUUGUAAUAUUUUCUUAACUGGACAUUAAUAUUUUUGAUGGUUUUAUAACGACAUAGCUGGAUUAUUUGCAUAAUAAUGUGUACUUGUAUUGCAUUUUAAUUGGGUAUUCUAUAUUUUAGUAUAUUCUUGCACCAAGAAGCACUUUGGGAAAACUCUGUCCAUAUGGUAUUACCUGUUCUUUUAAUUUGUAUGCAGUAUUUUAGCCUUUGCUGUUGUAGUCAUUAAAAACAGAAUAAAAAAACCCGA